This is a messenger RNA of Diaporthe citri, 4551 nucleotides long. RefSeq lists its product as uncharacterized. Bases 1 to 4551 code for a protein of 1516 amino acids. Lineage: Eukaryota; Fungi; Ascomycota; Sordariomycetes; Diaporthales; Diaporthaceae. Gene Ontology annotation, molecular function: metal ion binding. The record is from RefSeq and is a predicted model, not a curated record. The transcript has a single exon.
AUGGCCAGUGGUGAUAACCAUCAGCCAUGGGGCUACUCCCAUUUUAAUCAGAAUGGCCCUGAGCCGGGCCAAGGACCCUUCGUGAACUCAUCCUUUGGCGCUCCUCCUGGUGGUGGUCUGGACGACAACCCCUAUUCUGUUGGCCAUGCCCACCAGUGGCAGCCCCAAGAAAGCCACUUCCUGCAGGAGAAUGGGUACCCAUCGUAUCAGCCCCAACCCCAGCACCACUCUCAACACCAACAUCAGCCCCAGACCCAGGACCAAGGGCAACCAUAUCAAGUCCAAGGCUUCUCCGGGCCCAAUCCUCACAUUACAAACCACCAACAACCUCAGACGUACUCGCACCCGGCCCAGAUAUCACUGGAUGGCCAGCAAGAAUUGACAUGGGAUUAUGACUUUGGCUUCGAGCCCAAUCCCUUGACCAACAUAUCGUAUGGUAGUGGCUUGCAACAUGGCUCUCAUGCAAAUGGCUUGCCCGGUACAUUCGCCCCGGACAUGCCCACCACUCUGGCGCAGCAACAUCAGUAUCUUGCAGAGCCUUCCGGGGGCCGUAAUUAUUCACCAGGCCAGCAAGUCUCAUCCAAUGCUAGGAGCCCACCGCAACACCCCCCCCAGCCAGUGGUUCAACAGAUGAACCAGCGACAUACACAUACAAUGGAGUACCAACAACCCAGCAUGAGUCAGCAACAACAGCAGCACCAGCAGCAGCAGCAGCAGCACCAGCAUCAGCAGCAACCUGCAAUAAUUCAACACCAGCAGGUCCAUCCAGUGCAGAACGGAAGUCAGCAGCCAAGUCAGCCCCAAACGAUGAGCUUCCAACAGCAGGCACCAAGAGUAGGCACGCCUCAGUCUCUUGGCACAAAUACACAGCUCCGCCAGUCUCCAUUCAGUGGCCAUCAGAUGCCUCCCGUUCCCAUGCAGCAGGGACAAUUCGGAGUUCAAAAUGGCCGUGGCAGUCCGGCAGUGCCGUUCUCGGCUCCCCAGCAGAUGACGGCUUCCAAAGCGCAGCCAAUUCUCUCGAAUCCGCCUACGACGCAAAGUAGAUUCAUGCCCCAGCAGGCUAAUCUCCAGCAAGCUAUGUCCUCACAGACCAUGCCUGCGCCCCGGCCAGCGGCUAGCCCAUUGUCCAUGAACAACACUACUCCAAUACAAAACAUCAAACCCAAGAUUCAACAGACUAUGCAGCAGUAUGUCCAGCCUGUCCAGCCGAACACCCAACCGAACGCCCAGCCAACCGUUCAACCGAGGGCCAAUGUGCCUACGCAAUCACCAGCUUCCUUCCAACAAGCUACUGUGGGUGGUCUUGCACCGCCCCGUGUAAUAAGGCAGGAUGACAAGGCGAUACCAAGUGUACGGUCGCGAUACAUUGGGUUCACACUUGCUCCUCCAGCGGACCUCGAGGACGGCUCGGAGCAAGAGACACCAAUUGGCGAUCUCAGGGACCCAGAUGAGAUCAUCGGCGGACCACUUGAUUACCGUUUUCCAGCGCAAGGUAACCUACUCCGACCUCUUGCGUCUUCGAUCAUACAAGAAUGGUCCAGGGCUAUGGAGAAAGAUGAUAGCGUGGGACAGAACGACCAGGAGCAGCGAUUAAAGCAGCAUUUCGGGGGAGUUGUGCCCGUUCACUACGCGGAAAGGAUGAGAGAGACUGCAGCUGCCAAGGAGAAAGCCUCUCGCAAGCCAGGCCCCAAACGAAGCAAGACUCGACCGGCAGACGAGGCUGAUGCCGCUGAAUGGGAUUCAAUCGGUGUGGUCUAUCUGACAAAGUCAAAUCCUUCAGGGACAGAAAUUGGCGCCGCUGUGGCUGCAUACGGUAAGCUGAUUCGAGGGCUCACUGGCGAAUUCCAGACGACAAAGCAAAAGCUUAAGUCGGCGAAAGAGGGGGACGCUGCUGCCUUGAAGGAAAAGGUUGCGCGCAGGUUGGAUAUUAUUUGUCGAGCCGUGGAGGGAGCGAACAAGUGGGGUGACCACCAAGUUCUGGCAAAUUUGGGUGGAAAUCAGAAGCUCAUCAGUGACUUCGUGACAUGCCUGAUCCACGCCAAUAAUUCCGCUGACCACAACGGUAAAGCUGCAAAAGCCGUGUUGCGGCUGAUGUCGGAGGUGACGACCAUGGAAAGGGAAUUCCUCAUGACAAACCUCCAGUUUGCCAAGAUCAGCAAAAAGUUCGAGUCCAAAGGUGAUGCAGACGUGAAGGAACUGGUGAAGAAAAUCAAGGAGAACUUGAAGACCAAGGAGGAGGUCCUGAAGGAAGGGCGGCUGGACGGUGUAGAGGGCACUUCGACCCCAGAUCCCCCUAAUGCACCCUACAAGGGCGUGCCUGCACCCAGCGGUGCUACUGCCGACGGCUCUAAGAAGAAAGUACCGAGCACAACAUCUGCCAAGGUGCCGCCAACUGUGUCAUCUGCGAAGCGGCCUCGUGACGAGGAGAGCGACACGAAGUCCGCAAAGAGAGUCGCGACUGAGCCCUCCGCCUCACAAGCAAAUCUUCCCGGCCAUAAGCCCGCGCCGUCCAAGGUGGUGGUCCCUCCUAGUACCACCACUCCUCAGGCCAAGCUGUUCUCUGGGAGUGGUAUGCUGGGUGCCAAGGCAAAAGCCGUCUCCAAAUCCGCACCGAAAGCUCCGCUAGUGAAGCCUGAAGGUGGUUUGAGCAAGACCGAGGUCAAGAAGGAAGGCGGACCACCAAGACCAGAGAUCACAAAGACGAGGAAGACAGAACCGGCCAAAGACGAUGCACCCGUUACUUCCAAGUUUGGUGGGAUUGGUUCUCUCCUGGACGAAAUUUCGAAACCGAAGGCGGCCGGACGCACGACGCCCGAAAGGGAGUCCAAGGUUAAGAAGGACGAGACCCCAGAGGAGAGAGCCAGGCGCUUACGGAAGGAAAAGAGACGCCAUUUGAGGGUCACUUGGAAGGAGGAUGAUGCACUGACGGAGGUCAGAGUCUUCCACAGGGAGAGCCUCGAGGACGAGGGCAGAGCCAGCAACAUGAUACGCGACGCACGUGAUGACAGGUCUGAAGGCAUGGUGCUCAAGCAGGGAUUGCAGGGUGGCACGCAACUCGAAGACGAAGACGAAGAAGACGAGCUACCUUACCGACCGUGGUUUGAGCCUUCCGCCAUCGACUUUUCUUCAAUCCCUCACGGAAGGAGGGACAAGCAAUUUGUUACUCGUGGGGGCCUGGUUGAUUUCGAAACCGAACAGCAAAAAGCCAUUGUGGAGCGUGAAAGCAAGGAAUUGAUGGUCGUCUACACCGAUCCAUCUGACAUCCCUCCCACGCCCAAGUCCCCGCACACGCGACCGCAAGAAGACACAGACAUGCAGUCAGGCACCGUUGCGUCCUUGCCACAAGGCGAACCACAGCUCGCUGAAAUCCAUCUCCGUUGGAACGAAGCAAGCUCGCGUGGGCUGUCUUGGGCGCGACUGAACGCGUUGCGCAGGGCCCAGAAAGGACAGGCUCCAUUGUCUGGCGCCACAGGCCAGCUCAACAUGCACUCCAAUGCGUCGGGCGCUUUUGACACGACCGCGACCGUCCUUCAUCAAAACAUGUCCAGAGAAGAUCAAGUCUUUGCGCUCCUCACUUCUGAGCAAGUCAAGCAGUGGAGGGACCCCAACCCCUACGAUCCAGCAAACCCCAAGACGCACCGUCGCUACGACUACGCGGAUCCUGGAACUCAACCAGCAGCCGACUUGGUCGAGGACGUGGCAGAGAUGCUCAAGGGCAAACCCGUGCCCCCCACCGAACCUCCUGAGUGGAUGAGGCAUGACGCCGCGAAGGUUGCAGAAUGGUGGCACGGAUACAACAAAGAUAGACAACGGGUGGAGCAGCGAGCCCAUCAGCAGCAGGCGGCACAGCCUGUUGCUGCUCAACCUGCCGCUGCUCAACAGCAACAGAUGCCCUCGGCCGCUCAAGGCUCCACAGACCAACAAGCAGCAGCCUGGGCGGCUUACUACGCGCAGCUCCAGCAGUACCAAGCCCAUCAGGCUCAAGCGGCUGCGCAGACGCCGUAUGCACAGGCUUACGACCCUUAUCAACAAGUUGCACAGCCUUCUCAACAACAAGGUGCCCCAGUGCAAGCUGCCGGAGAGUCUAACGCCCAGCUUCAAGCUGUCCUAGCUGCCCUCAGUGCCACACCCGCCCAAACCCAACCACAGCCAGCUCAGGCUGCAGCAGAUCCUCACCUCCAAGCCUUGCUCGCAAGCCUCAGUGGCACCUCAGCCGCCCAGCAACAACCACAACCACAACACGCUGCUCCCAACCACACCGACCCUGACUACAUGGCAUACAUUAUGUCUCUUGCUGCAGGUCAGGCGCCAGACCAAUCCCAACGGACACAACAGCCAACAAAUAGUGGUCAACCAGCCGACGACGACCGUGAUUAUGAUAGAGAUCGAGAUGCGGAUCAUCCGGGACGUCGGGAUAAGGGCCGCGGUGGAAAACACGUGAACAACGUGCCCCGUGGCAUCAAUCCCAACAAGAUCGGCACCAAGCCCUGUACAUUCUGGGCCAAGGGAAUGUGCAGCAAGGGUGAUUCUUGUACAUUCCGACACGACUAG